ACGCCAGCUCGCCUCCUGCGAUUAUGCCACCCAAACACAAACGCCAAAGGAAGAAUCGUGACAGAAAGCUAGACCGUAUAAGUGGCAUAGCGGAGGUCGCUUCCCCAGAUGUUUUUUUGGGGGGCGCUAUUACCAUCUCGUCCGAGCUGGCGGAAUGGAUACAGGACAGCGAGGAGCAAGGACAGAGGGAGCUGUUGCAGAGCUGGGAGGGCUGCAAGCUCGCCGAACCGGCGGACUGGCUGGGAGACAGCGAGGAGCAGCGAGAGACAGACGCGCGGCAAAGCUGGGAAGGCUGCAGGCUCGCCAUCCGGCGGACGCCGUUUAGAGGUGAGGCAGCUGAGGGAAACAAGUUCCCACGCUCCGACGAGGAAGUACGGGCCAGGGAGGUCGGGUACAUCGGAGGCGGACGGGAACAAGAGCCCGAGGAGGAGCGAGGUAAAAAGGAGGAUGGGACCCGGGAACUGCUCAAGUUCUGGGCAGAGGUGAAUGGGGAGCGCAUUCGGGGCCUGCAGGAGCAGGUGGAACAGCUCCAACACCUGCUCAUCCGACUCCACGAGAGCCAAGCAACAGGCUCUGAGCCUCCUCCUUCUCGGCCUCUGCCCAAAACAGAGGACGACGUGCUUCCGCCACCUCCGCCUCUCUUCCUCGUUGAGGACGCGUUUCCUCCACCUCCACCGCCGCUGCUCGGCGUAGAGGAUGACGCAGCGCUGCUGAACAGCGACGACGACGCGUUUCCUCCUCCACCGCAGCGUGAAAGUGGGGAGACAAGGAGCAGCCUGGAGAGCAUCGUCCCUCCUCCGCCUCCCGGCUUUGAGGACGUCGCCCCCGCUCCACAGCAGCCCUGUGUAGCGCACGUCGCUCCAGCUCCUCAGCCCGGCGGCGAGGACGGCAUGCUUCUUCCUCCGCCUCCCGGCUUUGAGGACGCCGCUCCAGCUCCGCCGCCGCCGCCCAGCUCAGCGCACGCCGCUCCAGCUCCGCCGUCGCCCAGGAAACUGGGCGGAAACUGUGGGAGGAAACUGGAGAAAUGUAGGAAACCCACCAAGCAUAGGGAGAACAACGCGCACACAGACCCAAGGAACUGUGGAGGCCAGUGGUACCGAUUGUAUUUAUUCCCAUUUUUAUGACCAUUGUA
This is a messenger RNA of Clarias gariepinus (North African catfish), 1132 nucleotides long. Its product is annotated as protein diaphanous homolog 1-like. The record is from RefSeq and is a predicted model, not a curated record. The coding region runs from base 24 to 1124 and encodes 366 amino acids. Lineage: Eukaryota; Metazoa; Chordata; Actinopteri; Siluriformes; Clariidae. The transcript is spliced from 2 exons.